Molecule: messenger RNA, 566 nt
Organism: Glycine soja
Lineage: Eukaryota; Viridiplantae; Streptophyta; Magnoliopsida; Fabales; Fabaceae
Exons: 3
Coding region: 49-357 (102 amino acids)
Source: RefSeq, a predicted model, not a curated record
AUCCAUCAAACAAACAUCUGCAUAUACAGAGAGAGAGAGAGAAGAACCAUGGCUGGUGGUCGGUUCCAAUCUCUUCUCCAUGCCACUUCAAGACCCUCCUUGGUAAAGUCUAGCAGUAGUAGGCCAUUCUUCAACAACAUUAUGAAUUAUGGGCAAGCGAGCAAUGGAACUGGAAACCGUAGUAACCGUUUGAUGGAAGAGAGGGCACCUUCCACAGCUGAAGAGUUCCAAAGAGUUGCAGAGGAAAAAGCCAAGGAAACCAAGGAAGAGGUGGCAAAUCAGAAUGUUGAAAAGUCAUAUGAUGGUGCACAAGAAGAGGGUACUAAGGUUCAAUCUGUCCAGAACAGAUACAAAUAGCAUCAAUUGCCAAAUUACAAUGUAGAAACCUACUUUCUCAACUAUGAGAUCUCUAUUCUAUCUAUGUAAUAAUAAUAAUAAGAUUAUUGUGUUAUUUUCCUAGAGAUCCCUUGUAACUUGUAAGCGUUUCUGCAGCAGCAGAAGAAACUAAACAAUUUACCGGCUUCGGUCUUUUAUUAAUUAUUACUCAUGUUAUUAAUUAUUAAUCA